Messenger RNA from Mobula hypostoma (lesser devil ray), 237 nucleotides. Its product is annotated as cytochrome c oxidase assembly factor 5-like. The coding region runs from base 1 to 237 and encodes 78 amino acids. Gene Ontology annotation, biological process: mitochondrial respiratory chain complex IV assembly. Gene Ontology annotation, cellular component: mitochondrion. The record is from RefSeq and is a predicted model, not a curated record. The transcript has a single exon. NCBI's taxonomy places the organism in Eukaryota, Metazoa, Chordata, Chondrichthyes, Myliobatiformes, Myliobatidae.
AUGCCAAAGUAUUAUGAGUAUUAUGAGGACAAAGAGGAGGACGGUGCACCUUGUUCGGGGGUGGAGGAAGACCUGAGGUCUUGGUUACUGGGACUCGGCUGUGUGCUCAAGGAAGGAAAGACACCAAAGCAGUGCAUGAAAGAAGGACAUUGGCAGGCUUUACAGCUAACUUUCUUUGAAUGUAAGAAGUCAAUGCUGGUUAACAGAACUCGUUUCAGAGGAAAAACAGGAUAUUAG